GCGGGGCUCGCCCCAGGGGAGCGAGCCUGUGGCCGCAGCGCCGGCUGCCCGUGCCCGGGCGGCGCCGGGCUGGCCCUUCCCCAGGACCGUUUCUUUCCAGGCGAAUGGCGCUUGGCUGAGCGCAGCCGCCAGCACCGUGAACGUGUUGAGCUUAAAAAACUAGGGAAACGAGGUGGGCUUCAUUGUCAGAAACAGAAUAACUAAACUGAGAAGUUACAGCGGUUUGGAAAGUUUAGGUGGUGCAGUGUUAAAAGGCUUCUAGUUCUGCCGUGGGACGAGGAUGAGCUUUAGGCUUUAGUAGGAUAUUCGCUUGCUAUGUGUGAAAAGCGCUAAUCACUUAGUUUUUAAAAUUUUAAAAGUUUAAUAAUAAUAAAAUGGUUAUAAAAAUAGUAAUACAAUUAGAGUAAUAAAAAUUUAGAGUUAGGACAAUUACAAGACAAUAAAAAGCAAAUAAUUACGACGUCUGGAUGCUGUCAGACACUAAGUCACGAAAAGUAUACCUUGUGAACAAAGGAAUCACACUUAAAACAAUACACUUUUGCAUAUUUUUAUAUACUUCAUGGUUAUGCAUACAUUCUAUUUAAAACAAGAAACUCUACUGUUAUAUGUCAACUGUUUCCUUUAAUCCCCACAGCAUCUUCGAGUCUGAGGAAGGCCUGAAGAAAUUAGCUUCUUCUGAUAAGAGAUUCAUAAAUUCCUCUUCUCUGGAAGAUUUAGGUGUUCUGGGACUGUUAUCUCGAAGCGAGUAUCUCACUCCUGUAAAAAACCCCACAUACAUAGUUUCUAUUUUAACAUUAUGUUAUAACCUAAAACUACAUUUAACACACUAUUUGAGAGAAUUAAUACAGCAUAACUUUCUAACAUUACACAUAUAAUAUUCAUUUUAAUAUUUGUGAAAAGCCAAUCAUAAAAUACGCAUUUUUCACACUAAGUGUUACUCAUUUCCAAAUUGAAGUGCUUGUUUUAAAGCUUGUUUGGCCAUUAUUUGUAUAUAGAAUCAUUUAGUCUAAGAUCAUCAAUCAUAUAUCUUUUAUUAUAUGGUUUAUGCAUAUUGAUCAAAUUCUGUGAAGGGCUUUUAAAAAAACCACAAACAUGAGGAAGCAUAGAUUUUCAUUUGAACUGUACCAAAUCAUUGAGUAAUUGGAUGCUAAAGAUCUUUAUGGUAACUUUGGUUCUAUUCUCAGUGUUUCACUCUAGUCCUCUGUCUCUUUAACACACACACACAAAAAAAAAAAAAAAAAAAAAAACCUACCAAAAAAACUACUAUAAACCUGUUUGUUUCAGGUGAGCAACUGAACCUGAAAUCACACUGUCAUAAUUCUUGAGCUACAUUGGAUUUUACAUUACAUUUGAAAAACUGCAAAAGUGAGUGUCAAAUAGGAGGUUUUUAAAAUACCAAAUUACAGAGCUUUGGGAACCACUCACAUGAGGGGAUGCAAGAUUUUAAGUCCCUGUCACAACCUCAGAAUGGAAACUGAGUCUUCAGUCUUAGGUCUAAAUCUCUUGACUGAAAGACUUGCUUAUUAAAUCUUAUUUGUUCUAUCACCAGGAUUUAGCAUUAACUGCUUAAAUAUUUACUUCUUAGUAUGUUCAAUUAUAAGUAUUUUCAAGUCUUAUUUUUCAUAAUACAUAUGUUUUUAACACAUAUUCUUAGAGGAUAUUUGUAAUAUUUGUUAGCUAUCUCUUUCAGAAAGCCCAAGUACAGUUUCUUGGUCUCUAGUCUCCACCAUUUACACAGUAUGCUUUUAAAAGAAGUUAUCCAUUAUUUAAAAGAAAUUGUUGGAAUUUACUCUGAUUUUUGGCUUACACUUAUAUGAUGUUGUUGAAGUCACAUGUUAAAAUAUAAUUCUCAACUUUUGUUGAUACCUUGAAGGAAUAAAUAUUAACACUUUGUUAAAUAAUGCCUGUGAAAAACUGAAAGGUGAAUGGAAUAUUUAUAUGAUUGUCAAAUAUUUACUUUGAAUUUGAACCAACAAAACAGGAGAACUGGCAGAAAAUGUCACCUGGAAAAGUUCUGCAACCUGCAGUGAAAAUGAAGGUGGAUGAACUCUUUUUGUGCUGGUUAAGUCAGCCUGCAACUCAGCUAAUACUGAAGGACUGCUUGAGAAGAAUCAAGAAUAAGGAGAAAACAGAGUUUGGUAAUGCAGAUUCAGGAAACAGUAAAAAUGAGAGCUUCACCAGUAAAAAUUCCAAUUCCAAGCAGUGCAUAUUAGGAAAUACCAGAUUGCCUUUGAUGUCUUUGAGUCCUCCUCAGCUUUCUACUACUCUUCCAUUGGCGACUCCAGCUAGCUCAAGGAACAUUUCCAAUGUUAGAGCAACACAUCGAUCCUCAGGGACCAAAGAAGUUCAAACAAAGAAGGAAGAAACUUUGCCACCAUCACAUAGUCAAAACAUUCCAACUUUUUAUUUUCCUCGAGGAUGUCCUAAGGAAAAAGUAAAUAUAGAUGCUGUGAUUGCCAAAAUUGAGCAGACUUUUUCUCAAUUUCCAAAUGAGAGGGCAACGUUAGAAGACAUGGGUAAGGUUGCAAAGGCUUGUGAAUGCCCACUCUACUGGAAAGGUCCUUUGUUUUAUUGUGCUGGAGGUGAACGAACAGGAUACGUGUCAGUUCAUAAAUUUGUUGCAAUGUGGCGGAAAGUACUUCAGACCUGCUAUGAUGAUGCUGCAAAGUUUGUUCACCUUCUAAUGAACCCUGGAUGUAACUACUUGGUGCAAGAAGACUUCAUUCCUUUUUUACAAGAUGUGGUGAAUAGUCAUCCAGGCCUUUCAUUUUUAAAAGAAGCAUCUGAAUUCCAUUCUCGGUAUAUUACAACAGUCAUACAGAGAAUAUUUUAUACAGUAAAUAGGUCCUGGUCAGGGAAAAUAACUUGUAAUGAGCUUAGGAAAAGCAACUUUUUGCAGAAUGUGGCAUUAUUGGAAGAGGAAGCUGAUAUUAACCAGCUGACAGAAUACUUCUCAUAUGAACACUUUUAUGUUAUCUAUUGCAAAUUUUGGGAGCUGGAUACAGACCAUGACCUCUAUAUUGAUCGGAAGGAUUUAGCUCGACAUAAUGAUUAUGCAAUUUCAAAUAGGAUGAUAGAGCGCAUCUUCUCAGGAGCAGUAACAAGAGGUAGAAAAGCACAAAAAGAUGGGAAGAUUAGCUAUGCUGAUUUUGUCUGGUUUUUGAUAUCUGAAGAGGACAAGAAAACACCAACUAGCAUUGAAUACUGGUUCCGCUGCAUGGAUCUUGAUGGGGAUGGUGCUUUGUCUAUGUAUGAAUUGGAAUAUUUUUAUGAAGAACAAUGCCAAAAAUUAGAUAACAUGGCCAUAGAACCUUUGCCCUUUGAAGACUGUCUGUGCCAGAUGCUGGACCUUGUAAAGCCACAACAUGAAGGAAAAAUUACUCUGCAUGAUUUAAAGCGAUGUAAGUUGACAAAUGUGUUCUUUGAUACUUUUUUCAACAUUGAAAAAUACCUUGACCAUGAACAGAAGGAUCAGUUUUCUAUGUUACGGGAUGGUGAAGGUGAAAGUCAAGAGGUCUCUGACUGGGAGAAAUACGCUGCUGAAGAGUAUGAUAUCUUGGUAGCAGAAGAGGCAGCAAGUGACCAGUGGAAUGACGGGUAUGAAGCAGAACUGAAUCCUGUAGACCAUCAGAAGGCCAGUGUUCUAAAGUAUCAAAUGGAGAAAAGACCAUUUUUUGAAAUGCCUUCCCAUCUGGCUGAUGUAGACUUGGAUGAAUAUGACUAUGAUGAGGAUUUUGAAUAGAGGUUACUCAUGGUCAGCACUUGCAGAAGAGAAGGGACAGUCUGCAGCAGGUCUGCUACACACUGAUACUUUCUAGGAAGUCAGUUUAGUUUUGUGCUAAAAAUAUCUAAUCACUACACUACCUUUUAAGUAAAAGAAGUGCAUUUAUAUGAAAUGAUGAAAUUUUUGUAUUUAUUCAAUAGUUUAUCGUUUGUAAAAUAGAUUAAAAUAUUUAUUUUCAGAUGUUGCAUAAUUCCUUUUUGGAAGAAUAACAAUAUUUGACUUAAUAGAAAAGUAAUCUACUGUUUUUAAGAGAACUGUAUAAUUAUCUCGGUUGAUGUGUGGUUCACUGACCAUCUCCAUCUCACCUGUGAACAGGUAUUUCUGUCCUGGUGUGGGAGGUAAGGAGACAAUUUACACCUGCAGUGUGCUCAUGCUCACAGACAGCCCUCUUUCAGGUUUUAUGCCUUGGCAAGGAAGAGAUGUGACAAUGAGUGCACAGUUCAGCACUCAUUUACAAGCAGAGUUUUGUCUGACAAGCUAUGCAUAUUAGAAUACCCUAAAGUGAACACCCAAGACAAGUUGUUUUUCUUCUCUGUGUAGUCCUUCUUUGCCCCAGCUUUAAUUUUGCAUGCCCUUUUAAACUUCAGUCUUUUCAUUUAUGUUAAUCAUAAAAAGGUUAUUUAACAAUGAAUUCUGAGCAUUCAUACUUGAUCCAAAAUGUGUGUGUUAAUUCAUGCAGAAGGAACCAAUUUUUUUUUUAACCCUCUGUAUAAAUGUUACUUGAUCAGUGAUGUGCACUAAUCUGUUGUGGGCAUUCAGUGCUUUUGUCUGUCCUCCCCUUUGCUUGUUUGCUAUUGACACAUUCCAUGGAUAUUCAUCAGUGUCACAGCAGCUUGAAAUUGUUGCCUCACUCUUAACUGUUAAACAGGUUUUGUUGGGAAAAAAUGUACAAAAAGAUGUAAGUUAUUUUUUUGGUUGCAGUGUAGAUCUUUUAAAAUGUUUUAAAAAACCUGUUUGUAUUUUCAAAUAAAGAUUUUCAUACAUGUAA
Molecule: messenger RNA, 4772 nt
Organism: Taeniopygia guttata (zebra finch)
Lineage: Eukaryota; Metazoa; Chordata; Aves; Passeriformes; Estrildidae
Source: RefSeq, a predicted model, not a curated record